CCAGAUGACUGUAGGGCUUAGCUCCGCCCACUCCUCUUUGGGCCUGGUUCCCCUCCCUCUCGCUCAUCUUCUCCCCGCCCGCCAUCUCUCUGUUCCUUUCCUAGUCACUAAGAGUGACUGCGUGGCAGGCGGGAACCCGGAAACGCUUUCUCUUCCUGGUGACGCUUCAGUCGCUACCUCAGCCGGAGAAGUGAAGUGGCGGCGGACUGUGGUUGAGCUCUGUUCUUUCGUCUCGGCGCAUGUUCUGUCGCUGUUUCUCCUUGGCUACCGCGAUUCGGCUUCAACCACCGUUUGUUCGUCUUGGACCUCUUAUCAGCGCUUCUCUCCCUUCUCUUCGCUACCAGCUGUUCCUCAUGAAGCCGGUGGUUGUGUUCGUUCUUGGCGGGCCCGGUGCCGGCAAGGGGACCCAGUGUGCUCGCAUUGUGGCGAAAUAUGGUUACACCCACCUUUCUGCAGGUGACCUCCUUCGGGAUGAGAGGAAGAGGCCAGGCUCUCAGUAUGGAGAACUCAUUGAAAGUUAUAUUAAAGAGGGGAAAAUUGUUCCUGUUGAAAUAACUAUCAGUUUGCUAAAAAGGGCUAUGGAAGAAACCAUGGCAGGAAAUGUACAUAAGAAUAAAUUUUUAAUUGACGGAUUUCCCAGGAAUGAAGAUAACCUUCAGGGCUGGAACAAAACAAUGGAUGGAAAAGCAGAUGUAUCUUUUGUUCUUUUUUUUGACUGCAAUAAUGAGAUCUGUAUUAAUCGCUGCCUUGAAAGAGGGAAGAGUAGUGGCAGAAGUGAUGACAACAGAGAGAGUUUGGAAAAGAGAAUUCAUACAUAUCUAGAGUCUACAAAACCCAUAAUAGACUUAUACGAAAAAAUGGGCAAAGUCAGGAAAGUGGAUGCCUCCAAAUCUGUUGAUCAAGUUUUUGAUAAAGUUGUGAAUAUCUUUGAUAAAGAAGGCUAGUUCUCUACUUGAAUCUUUUUCAACAUGCUUGAAUCUUGCUUUAAGAGCUGCUACUAUGUUAAUUUUGUAAUGACUGUAAAAUAUUCCUUUUAAAAUCAUUUCUGUUAAUGUUAAUUAUUCAGAAACAUGGUUUAAACUUUAUUUUGCAAGUGGCCUGUUAUUAAAGAUAUGUAGAUUCAAACUGAACUGAGCAAAAGAACCCAUAUUCCAAGACAAGGCUAAUAUUUUCAAAAAGCAACUGGUUAUCUUUUCAUAAGCAACAGUACACUAGUUUUUUUCUUAUUAUUAUUAUUGCUAAAAGCCAUGUUGUUUUUAGAAUCCCAAAAACACAGAUAUUGUAAAUAUAAGGGAAAGGGCCCAUUAAUUUGUUUUGUUUUUUAAUUUUGGACCAAAUGUAGAAAAAUUGUUUUUGUGGGUUUUUUUACUUAUUAAGAUUCUUUUGAAUGACUAGCAGUUUUUUGUAAGCAAAGCUUUAAGCAUGCCAUUUUAUUGAGUAUGUUUUGCAUCUCUGGUUACUAGAAUUUAAAUUGGAAACAAGAGACAUACAAAGUUACUUAAAUUAAGCAACAAAUCUUAUGAUAUACUCCAACAUUAAGCACUGUAGUUGUCCAACUGGUUUCUCAUGUUGCCUUCUUCCCUCAUACACAUGAGGUCUCUGAAAAUGGAGCCAUUCACAUGUUUGGUUUCCAUGUAAAUGUAGUAUGACUCCUUUCCCAAAAAGGAUGGGAAGCCUUUGGACAUGAGGAUUGUGGGCUGUGACCAUUUUGUUCAGGACUGAGAUUACAUAGGCACCAUAUUUGCUAGAAAUAUAAACCUUUGUAAUAUUUGCAGUACCCAAAUGGCUAUCAGAUUUCAAAAUAUUGCUAUGCUUUUCUGAGAGCAACUAAUACAUCCCUUUUAGCUGCCAUGGUUCUCUAGUAAUGGUUUUUAAGUGAAUUGUUUAUUUAUUUAGUGAUUUAAUGUGUUGAGGCAGGAAGGAGGGGAAUAUUUUCAUGAUUAAAUCCCCCCUGAAUUGUGUAACUUGAAUUACAGUGAUUUAAUUAUACUUCUGAGAUGGUUUGACCAGUGUAAAAAUGCUUCUUUUGUUAAAAUGAAUUAACCAUAUUAGAUCUAUAUUGUGAUGGUUUAAAUAUAUUGUGGUGCUUGUGCAAGCAAUAAAUUCUAAAUAAAUGAUGAUUAGAUGGAAAAUGUGCUAACAUGUGUUUGCACAGCCAUCCUGAUUGCACUUUUGAAGCAGAAAAACAGAGAAAAAAAUCCGUGCAGAGAAAGGGGUUGAUACACAGAUGCAUUUGAAGAUUAUUAUUGCUUGUGCUUAUAAAUCCAUUGGACAGGACCUGGAAAGUUGAUGUAUAUUAUCCAUUAAUGUUUUCAGUAGUGGCAUUGUGUCAUCUUCUGUUUGAACUGACGAUGUUUACAAAUAUGAGUGGUUCUUAUUUAUGUCUACAUUACAUAAGAUAGUAGCAUCCUUGGCAAGUUAUUUUAUCUUUAAAAUUAAUCAAGAGUCUGCAGUUGUCUUUGCAUGGGUGAAUAAUUGGCUUUAGUGAUGCUUGCAAGCUCGCAAAUGUAUACAUGAAAAUGUAAUUCCAUAAAUAAAAUCUUUGUGCAUAAAA
This is a messenger RNA of Heteronotia binoei (common prickly gecko), 2554 nucleotides long. It is a transcript of the gene CMPK1, whose product is annotated as cytidine/uridine monophosphate kinase 1. Gene Ontology annotation, biological process: 'de novo' pyrimidine nucleobase biosynthetic process; UDP biosynthetic process; CDP biosynthetic process. The transcript has 6 exons. Gene Ontology annotation, molecular function: UMP kinase activity; ATP binding. The coding region runs from base 240 to 944 and encodes 234 amino acids. Gene Ontology annotation, cellular component: nucleus; cytoplasm. The record is from RefSeq and is a predicted model, not a curated record. NCBI's taxonomy places the organism in Eukaryota, Metazoa, Chordata, Lepidosauria, Squamata, Gekkonidae.